AUAUAGUAGAUAUUCGGGGUCCCGACUGUGCGGGCUCGCCGUCAGUUAUAGAGUGGGGGGUUCUCCCGCGCGGUAGGUAGUACAAAAGCCGUUUGUCUUGAGGGUAGGUCUGGCGCGACGAGGGAUUUUCCCGCGUUCCGGUUGACGGCCGGGCGCGGAACAGCCGCGGUAUAGUGUUCUUUGGAAAGAACGUUUGAACAUUUCCCCUUUCAUGUCACCACGACCGUCGAUUACCCUACGACAGUACGACCCACAGGUGUGGUUCCAAUCGGCCGGUCUCUCGUUAAACUUUGCGCGCGCAAUCUCCCACUUCCCCCUCGCACGCCGUGCGAACCGAACCGCGCAAGACUGGCGCUGCACGCGCACGUGACGUCAAAACGCCGCCCGUGUGUCGCGGUAGUGAGGCACUGUCAUUUUCCGUUUUACCGCGCGUUCGUUCCGUGUGCCCGUGCCCUACUGCGAUUGUACGCCGUACGGUACGAUCGUUUGCUACGGUAGUGUUGCGUGUGCGCGCCUGUAAACACGAAUAAUAAUAAUAAUACGUUCAUGCUUUGAAGCAACGAUAAUAAUUAGCAUUAAAAACCGUUCUCGCGGUUCGUCGGUUGUGUGUGUUUCGCGUAGAUCGAUCGGGCGGGCUACUACACGACCGUCGCGAUGUGCGCGCGACUUUGACGGUUCACGCUGUCGCAUCAAGUGAAUCACUUCCGCGGUCGGCGAUUUGGAUCGCAAAAAAGUAUUUUAACCGUUUGUAUUUAUUUUAUUUUCGAUUAGUUCGCUCACCGCUCUCCGCACUUUCCAUCGUCACGCAGCCCCGGAAGAAAGUAUAAUAUACACUCGACCGCUCGCAGGUCGAUUCUCGGUACGACCCUCUGCUGCGACCGCUUCCGUCGGCACGACAGUUGUAAUGCUCCGAUAAUAAUAACAAUAUGGUCAAGUCCAGGUUUCUCGGCAAAGCGCCAAAGGCGCGAUGUCAGCGCACCACCAUGAUCCGAGUCGGCGUGUCCGAUUUCGUGGACGUCGAGGCCAAGAACGCCCGAUUGAUAGCCAUCGCGCUCAAUGUAUUUCGGACUACGUUCGAAAAGGACGGAGAGCAACAGGAGUUCGCUGGGUUUAGCAAUAGCGACUGCGAAGAAACUGCCAAUAAGCUACGAGAGACUUGUGAUCGAAAUGCCGUGCCGUACGACCAUCAGAACAAGUACAAAACUGAAACUGUUAUGCCUAGUAUUAUGAGUAAAAUGGAUUUUCCAAAAGUUAAAAAAGAAGAAAAUUCAAUAUGUGAACUUAAUAGUGCAAAUAAAAACACCAGUUUAUCUUCAGUCGUAUCCUGUCUGGAUGACAAUCUGAACUAUACUUUUGCAAAAUCAUGCAAAGGAGGUCCACUGAAUAUGAAUGAAACUAGCGGUGAAGUACAAUGUGGUGUUUGUGGUGUUAUUCGUUUUUAUAAAUCAAUUGCUAAGACCAAAAAAUAUGGAGCAUACAGUUGUGAUUCUUGUAGGAAGUUUAUAGCUAAAUCAAUUGAAAAUCAAAAUUCUAUCAAUCGUUGUAAUAAUGAUAGAGGCAUAGGACAGUGUCGUAUUCCAAAUGGGCUUAAAUCUCAAAAUGGGGUAACAAGAAUUGUGUCAACUGAUUCUCGAUGUAAAGCAUGUUGGCUUCAAAUGUGUCUAAAGCGAUUCAAGUUACCAGAAACAACUGUUCAACGGUUAUUAGACACACUUCCUAGAGAAAUAGCACCAGUUCUUAUGUGGGUUUUGAAGAAACCUGAUCCAUGGACCAUAAACAUAGAAAGUUGUCUUCAAAAAAAAAUUAUUCGAGAGUAUAAACUUCAUAAAGAGAUCAUUAGUGCCUUACGAGAUGAAGACAGUGAUGAAAGCAAUGAAGAAUUGUAUAGUAGUGAAAAUGACUUAGAUGAAUGUUCUGAUAAGUCUGAUUCAGAUAUGGAAUACAAUACAAAAAAAGCAUAUAAUAGAAAGAAAUCAAAGCUUGAGGAAAAAUUAACCAAUAAUAAAAUAAUAAGAAGAAAAAGAAAAAAAGUUGAGAUUUGUAGAGAUGUUCAACAAAAUUAUACUAAACGAGCCACAUCGAUGAGAUCAAUAAAUGCAACGCCCAACUUAUUAGAAACUAAAGAAUACAAAUAUUUUAACACAAAAGGACCCAGAAUUAAACAUGUGUGUCGCACUGCUGAGUCUGUUUUGGGACAAACCCUUGCUACAUUUGGAAAUGUUUUAGAAAACUCUCUAGAUGUUGAUGCAUUGUCAGUGGAUAUAAAUGCAUCUCAGCAUAUAAGAAGUGAUGAAAAUAUGAUAAAUUUUAUGGAAGUUGCCAAUGAUAUGGAUUCGUCUAGUAAAUGCUCAAAAAUGUCAUCACCUGUUGAAAAUGAACAAGAUUUUUAUUUAUCUAUUCAACCAAAUAGAACACUUCAAGAUCUAAUGAUGCAAGACCAUUUGAAUGCCAACAUAGAUAACACUGAAGAUGACAAAACUAUUGAUUUAAAUUUCCGUGAAAGUUAUGACCCAGAUAGAAUUGCUGAAAAUGGAUUUGCUAUUGUGGGUACUGAACCAUUAACAAUACCUCGGCGAGCAGUAUGUUUCUUAUGUGGAAGUGCUGGAAUGGAAAAAUUAAUCCACUGUGUUUCUUGUUGUGAACCCUAUCACAAGUUUUGUGUUGAUGGUGUUGGUGUUGCAGUUUCGUCACAUGAAAGCGAAUGGUCAAAAAUUAGUUGGACAUGUCCGAAAUGUAAGGUUUGUAAAGGUUGUCAAAGUAGAGGUAAGACACGACCAAAAUUAACUUGUCAACGAUGUAAGGAUUCCUAUCAUGAUCAUUGUCUUGUUGAUAAAAUUGUUUUUGAUCGAAAUAGGCCAUGGGCUUGUCCACCUUGUAGAAAAUGCAAAAGUUGUCAGGCACCUCAAGUUGAUUACUUUGUCGGCAAUUUAGCUCUAUGUGUAAUGUGCUUUCAAUUACGACAACGCGGUAAUUAUUGUCCACUGUGUCAAAAAUGUUAUGAGACUGAUGAUUAUGAAACCAAGAUGAUGGAAUGUGCAGUUUGCAAACAUUGGGUUCAUUCUAAAUGUGAAGGCUUAUCAAAUGAGAAGUAUGAAGUUUUGAGCACAUUACCUGAAGUUAUUGAGUUUGUUUGCAAGAAUUGUACUACUGAGAGCACUAUUCCAUGGCGAGCUUAUGUUGAUGAAGCAUUAAAAAGUGGUUUUAUGAAUGUUAUUCUGAUUCUGGGAAAAAAUAAAAAAACAUGUGAUCUUAUUAAAUGGAGUCCUCAAAAACAAUCACCAGGUUGUGUAUGUAAAAAAUUGAUCAUACCAAAAUUCCCAUCACUUGAUGGACCUAAUGUUGCUACAAUUAAAACUACUGAUGAAAUUCCUAAACAAUGUGUUUGUCAUGGAUUGGAAGGAUGGUCUAAAGGUACUCCAACACUAGUCACAAUAAAACAGAAAGUCAAUAAUAAUGAAUAUGAAUCCCUUUGUCAAUUUAAUGAUGAUAUGUUAAGUACUAUUGAUAAAUUUGAUGUGCCUGAACUUCGGUUAGAAUAUAAGAAAAUUGUUACUCAAGUUUUUCCAUGGUUCAGCUCUGAUUUUGAAAAGAACUCUCCUCGUAAAAGUUCCUAUUCAUCAAGCACAUUACCAAUCAUAAGUCCACCUAAGUUUAUUCCAAAAUUUUCAUUUAAUUUACUGAAUUCUGAUAUAAAAGCUGUGCAUGAUAUUAUUGGCAAUGAUGAAAAUAAUUAUUAUUUGACUCCAAAAAUAGAUGAUACAAGAGUAUGUCAAUUUUGUAAGAAAUUGGGUGAAGGUAUUCCAAUGCGAGAAGGGAGACUUCUUUAUUGCGGUGAUAAUAUGUGGGCCCAUGCUAACUGUGCGUUAUGGUCUUCUGAAGUCUUUGAAGAAAUUGAUGGUUCAUUACAAAAUGUUCAAUUAGCUCUAUCAAGAAGUAAACUUGUUCGAUGUGUGGUUUGCAACGAAAAAGGUGCAAGUGUUGGAUGUUGUUAUCGAAAUUGUGUGAAGACGUAUCAUUUUCAAUGUGCUAGAAAAGUAUUUUGUGUUUUUAAUGAAAAUAAAACUGUGUAUUGUAAUAACCAUGCAUCUGAUACUCGCUGUAGUGUUAAAGACUUUACAUUGGAAAGACUGAUUUACAUAGAACAAGAAGACAUCAAACAAAAGCGUAAAGAAAGUUCAGAGAUUCAUAUUUUAAUUGGUUCAUUAUAUAUUAGUUGUAUAGGAUAUUUACAUCCAUUUCUAUCAGACAGUGUUGAAUCUAUUUUUCCAAUUAAUUUUAAAGCAAAACGAUACUAUUGGUCAACAAAAGAACCUUGGAAAUUAAUUCAGUACAAUUGGACUACCAAAAUGGAAAAUUAUGUAGAAAAGUUAAAAAUUGACAAACUUAACUAUACUAUUGAUCAUAACAAACAAGAAAAUGAAAUUGGUUUGAUUAAAGAUGAAGAUUGUAAACGAGAUUUAGAUAUUAAUUUGUUUACAUCUAUUCAGGUAGAUAAUUUACAAAAAUGUUAUGAAGCUUUAAAAAGAAAAUGUCCAAUUGAUUCUACUUUUCAAGCUAAACGUUGUAAAAUGGAUAGUAAUAUCAAUUGUUUUACUUACCCUAAUUAUGAUACGGAUUCUGAAUUUGAAUCCACAAUUGAUGAAACUUGUAGAAUGGAAAUAUUUUCAAAUAGUUAUGGAUUAAAACCAAAAGCAAUUCCUCAAUUUGAUGGGUUGUAUGAUUCAAGUGACUGUGAAUCAGAGUUUGAAUUAUAUCAACUGGACAAUUUGACUGAUGUGAUUGAUGAUUGCACAAAUGACCAACCAGUAAAAUGUAAUAGAUGUCAUCGAACAUAUAGAACUAGUUUAAGUUAUGAAAGACAUUUGGUAAAUUGUAAUUUUGAUUAUGAGAUAGACAGUGACAGUGAAUCUAGUGAUGACGACAAAUGUGACAAGAAAAUCGAAGACGAUUGUUUGCCACUUGUAGAUGAAGUAGUUGUAAGAGUAGAAGAUAAUAAUAUUGUGCCUCAACAAAGUUAUGUUCCUGCCACUCAAAUAGAAUCUGAUCAUCAGCAACAGCAACAAGAGGAACCACCUCAAACUGUUAUACUUCAACCUAUUCAUACUUCAUAUGUCCAACCUUCUGUGACUGAUGUUCAGUACAUAACGAUAAAUAGUACUCAAACACAAUCUGUUUUACCAUGUUUUCAAUAUCAAACUUCACCAACUGUUAUAGUACAACCAUCAGUUGUUGAUCCUACUACAGUAGUUCUAAACAGUCCUCCAUUAGACAUGUAUGUCUCUCAGAGUAACAAUUUGUUAUUUAGUUCACAACCUAUGAUAGUUGGUUUGGAUCAAUAUACUACUAUGUCUUCUAAUUAUACUUUUACCCAAUCGCCUCAAAUUUACCAACCAACCAAACCCGUUGAACCAAUUUCAAAUCAAUAUUAUAUCAUAAAUACAGAUCCAACAAUUUCAAAUGAGUGGUCAUACAAUAUUACGUCUGAAAUAAAAACUGAGCGUAAAAUAGUGUGUACCCAGCCUAAAGUCUACUCUAACCGCAAAUUGCGAUUAACUGAGUGUUAUGAUACCAAAGAAAAUAUACCUAAUAGCUUAGUGCAAUCUAUAGAAAACCAAGCAUAUGGUGUUAUGAAUAUCAUGAGAAACGUAAAUCCAGAACCUUGGAAAAGACCAACUUUGAAAACUUAUCCUUCCAAAAGAAUUGAAGAACAGAAAAUUUCACCCAGAAGAAUUGAAGAAAAGAAAAUUCUUCCAAAAUGUGUUGAACCAUCACAUUUAUUUAAAACAUCAACUCCUAUAAACAAUACAGGUAUAGUUAAACCUUCAACAACUGUUAUGAAUACAGUGAUGCCUAUUUCAGUACAUACAGAAUUACUAGAGUCCUCUCCGGUUAAACUGGGUUAUUCAUCGCCACCUAAUGCUGUGUCAAAUAUUACACCAUCUUCAUUGAAAUUAAAUAAUGCUAUAUCUACACCUCUGAAAACUGAAAUAAAACCUUUAGAUUCAUCAGUAAAAACUUUAAAAGUGUUACCUUCUCAAAAGAUAACAAAAGAAGUUAGUUCCAGAAAAUUAGAAAAAAUGAAUCCUUCGUUUUUAAAAGGGGAAAAUUCUCAGUCUUUAAAUCUACAAAAAUUAGAUAAUUCAUCAAUUUCUCAAUUACUAUUUAGUGAACCUACUUCUAUAAAUUCAGAAAAGCCAUCUAUUAUGCAACAAGUGGAAGAGCCAUCACGAUCAUCUGUACAAAAUGUAGAAAUUAAAUCAAAUGUGUCUAAAGUAGAAACAUACUCAUCCACAUUAGUAACAAGUAUAAACACAACACCUUCAUUAAAUUUAGAUAAGCAAUCAAAUAGUUCGAUAAUGGUUAAUAAAACCUUGAAAAGUUACAAACCUAUGAAUUUAGAAAUACUAUCACCACCUAAUAGUAGUAAUUUUGGAAAUGAUAAAUCACACUUGGAAAAAAAUUUAUCUUCUAACAGUUAUGAAAGUAUUUUUCCAAAUAUACAUAAUGUUACUGAAGAUAAAAGUAAAAAAGUUAAUUCAUCAAAUAAAGAAAUUACUUCAAGUAUUCAAGAAAACUCAUCUCAAAUAAAAACAAAAACUGACCACCAUAUAACCUAUCCAAGACAUCAAUGGUCUUCGUCUGCAGCAGAACGUGAACAGACAGUACCUCACCUCAUGUUUGAAAUGAGUUCUGCUGAUGGUGUCUUCUGUAAAGAUCGUUCACUUGUUGAAAUUUGGUCUAAACUAUUUGAUGCUGUUCAAGUAUCAAGAAAUGAACGUAAAAUGCCCCAAUUGUCAUCAAGCAAUCCAUAUGCGAGUGAUAUAACAGCAGCAAUUCGAUCUCUAGGCCUAAGCAAUAAUUUUUUAAAGUAUCUUUUAGAACAACUUUCGGGUGCAAAAGAAUUUGUUAAAUACAAACCAGUAUACCAUAAGGGUGCUGAUGUUGUUGGCUCAACCACAGAAAAUAAUUCAGGGUGUGCUCGCACGGGAAUAGUAGUUAGAAAAAACAGAUAUGAUAUGUUCAGUUGGUUAGCUUCUAGGCAUAGAAAACCUCCAAAAUUGUCAGCAAAUAAUGAAGACUUUGGUGGUCGCCGUGCUAAUUCCUUGCCUAAUGAGAUGAAAUAUAGAAACAUGAAUAAAGCAUUGACCAGCACUAUAGGUGUAUAUCGAUCAGAUAUUCAUGGGCGUGGUUUAUUUUGUUUGAGAGACAUUGAACAAGGGGAAUAUGUCAUUGAAUAUACAGGAGAGGUUAUUCGAUCAGAAGUUAGCGAUGUGCGUGAGAGACUCUAUAAUAAAAAAGGGAUUGACUGUUACAUGUUCAGAAUCGAUCAGGAUAUUGUUGUAGAUGCUACUAUGAACGGAAACUCUUCUAGAUUUAUCAAUCACUCAUGCGAACCUAAUUGUCAUUCAAAAAUUGAAACUAUCCAUGGUAAAAAGCAUAUAAUGAUUUUGGCUAAAAGAAAACUACUGCAAGGCGAAGAACUCACAUAUGACUAUAAAUUCCCAUUAGAAGAUGAUAAAAUUACGUGCCAUUGUCUUUCAAGGAAAUGUCGUAAAUAUCUAAAUUAGCAUUAGUUUUUUUUAAUAUUUCUGUAUCCUUAAAAAUGACUUGCCUCUAAGUAUACAUAUUUUUUUCAAAGUACCUUAUAGAUCUAAUUAUAUUAUAUUAUGUUGAACGGACUUUUAGGUUAUUUUUUUUUUAGUUAUUAUUUUUUUCUAUUUAUAACUGUUUUAAUUUGUUACCUUCAAUGAUAUUUAAAUAUUUUUGUAUUAAAAAAUUAGUUUAAAUUUUUAACUGAUUAUUUGAUAAAAAUUGUGUAAUUAAUUUUUACAACAAUCAUACUUAUAUGUUAAUGAACUAUCUACAUCACAAUUCUUCAUCAUCUAUAAAUUAUUAUAAUCACAUACAAUUGAUGAAAACGUAUAAGUUUGGAAGUUUAGUCAAAACAAACAUACAUAUUUUAUUCAUAGAAAUAUCUCAAUUUAAAAUACAUAUUAUAACAAAAUAGCUCAUGUAAUGAUUAUUUAAUUAUUAAUACAAUUAACAAGUAAUUUUUAAAUUAUGAAUUUAUUUUUGUAUUUAAAUGUUAUAAAAUUAAUUAUGUAAAUUUAUAUUAAAAAUGUAUAUUGUGUUAUUUUAAUGUACUUUAAAACUACCUCAUAGUUUUAUUUUUAUACAAAAUUGAAAAUUAGUUUAAGAAUAAUUAUUUUUUGCCUCUACCAUCACUUUUAAGUAGUAUUUAUAUUAUGUGAUAAUAAA
Messenger RNA from Aphis gossypii (cotton aphid), 8259 nucleotides. It is a transcript of the gene trx, whose product is annotated as histone-lysine N-methyltransferase trithorax. Gene Ontology annotation, cellular component: histone methyltransferase complex; nucleus. The transcript is spliced from 17 exons. Bases 927 to 7568 code for a protein of 2213 amino acids. The record is from RefSeq and is a predicted model, not a curated record. Lineage: Eukaryota; Metazoa; Arthropoda; Insecta; Hemiptera; Aphididae. Gene Ontology annotation, molecular function: sequence-specific DNA binding; zinc ion binding; DNA-binding transcription factor activity. Gene Ontology annotation, biological process: positive regulation of DNA-templated transcription.